Scleropages formosus (Asian bonytongue) is the source of this 1128-nucleotide messenger RNA. RefSeq names its product glutathione peroxidase 1-like. The record is from RefSeq and is a predicted model, not a curated record. Gene Ontology annotation, molecular function: glutathione peroxidase activity. Gene Ontology annotation, cellular component: cytosol; mitochondrion. Gene Ontology annotation, biological process: response to selenium ion; glutathione metabolic process; response to hydrogen peroxide. The transcript has 2 exons. NCBI's taxonomy places the organism in Eukaryota, Metazoa, Chordata, Actinopteri, Osteoglossiformes, Osteoglossidae.
UUUCUGUACUCGUUUCAAAGCUCAUGUUCCAUAGGAUGAGGUUAGUGGUGCGGUGCAGACUUCUCCUUUUAACCCAGUUUCGGUGGCGAACUCUGACGGUCGGUGUUGCAAUCCGACACCACCCCUCGUUUCGGGGCCGGUCCCACUCUUUCGUCAUAGAGCCGCUUAACUGCAGGAAUUGCGCAGUUUUCUUCGAGACAGCAGCGCUUUGGUGUCGCUCUCCGCCAUGGCUGGGAGUGUGAAGAAGUUCUACGAGCUGUCGGCCAGGCUGCUCACGGGAGAGGUGCUCAACUUCUCUGCGCUCAGGGGCAAAGUGGUGCUCAUCGAGAAUGUGGCUUCGCUCUGAGGCACGACCACCAGGGACUACACCCAGAUGAACGAGCUGCACUCGCGCUACGCCGAGAAGGGGCUCGUGAUCCUCGGGGCGCCCUGCAACCAGUUCGGCCACCAGGAGAACUGUAAGAACGAUGAGAUCCUGAACUCCCUGAAGUAUGUCCGUCCGGGAAAUGGCUUUGAGCCUAAAUUCCAACUUCUAGAGAAGAUCGAAGUGAAUGGUGCAGACGCACACCCAUUGUUCGUCUUCCUUAAGGAGAAGUUACCAUUCCCCACUGAUGACCCGAUGUCCCUCAUGAAUGACCCAAAGGCCAUCAUCUGGAGCCCAGUGUGCAGGAAUGACGUGUCCUGGAACUUCGAGAAGUUCCUCAUUGGCCCUGAUGGUGAACCAUUUAAACGCUACAGCAGAAGGUUCUUGACCAUCGAUAUUGAGAGUGACAUCCAAAGUCUUCUUGGUCUUGGGAAGUAAAUCAUGUAGGCAUAGGCAGUGUGGUGAUGAAACAUUGCUGCAGUUCUACAGUUUCUAUAUCCUGAUGAUCCAGCAUUUUAUCUUGUCACCAUUCUGGUCUGCAUACCUACAUUGAAGGUGUCCAUUGUCUUUAUUCUGCCUGUGCUUUCCUGUGCAAGAUGCUACUGUUGUUUAGCUCUUUACUAAAUGAUGGCAUCCUUUAAAACCUUUGUGAAAGGGCUGCCUGAAGAAAAUGUAAAGGUCUUCUCUAACUGUAGUGUUUGGUCCAUGAUAAGCAUAGCUGAAUUUUGUGAUAUCAGUGGACAAAUAAAUUUUAUUUUACCGAA